CCCCUAAAAUUGCAGGAUAGUUCAUCAUUUCAUCCUCGUGCUUUAUUGUCUCUACACCCCAACGAGAUCUGCGCUCUCCCGUGCUUCCCGCAAACACCUUCCCCAUUUUCUCUCUCUACAAAUACAAUCUCUGUAAUCUGCAUUUGACCCAUUAGACAUGUUGUGUCGCGAUAUUCAGACAUGGGUUCUCAUAUUUCUUGUGAUCUCUCCCACCAUCUUCAACAUAUCCUUGUCCGCCGGGCUCGAUUCUCGCAGGGCAGCUAAGAAGAGACGCAUGAGUGAGAAAGUUCGUAAGAUGUUUUACCAUGCAUAUGACAACUACAUGACUUACGCAUUUCCGCAUGAUGAGCUGAAGCCCCUUACGAAAACUUUCACCAACUCUCUUAGCGAGCUUGGAAAUUUGAAGCUUGAAUACUUACCGCAAAAGUAUAAUGGAUCAGCCCUUACACUUAUCGAGUCAUUGUCCAGCCUUGUAAUCAUGGGUAACAAUACGGAAUUUGAAAAGGCUGUUCUUUGGCUUUCCGACAAUCUAACAUUUGAUGUUGAUGCAAGGAUAAAUCUUUUUGAGUGCAACAUAAGAGUUCUUGGAGGACUUGUUUCUUCUCAUAUUCUUGCAACUGAUUCUACAAGUAGGUUGGUUCAAGGAUUGUACAAGAAUCAGCUUCUUUUUUUGGCUGAGGAUUUAGGGCGACGUUUCCUACCUGCUUUUGAUACCCCAACUGGAUUGCCAUAUGCAUGGAUCAACUUAAAGUAUGGAGUAAUGGAGAAUGAGACAACUGAAACAAGCACUUCUGGGUGUGGUUCACUGAUUCUUGAAAUGGGAGCACUCUCACGGUUAACUGGUGACCCCAGAUUUGAGUCUGCAGCUUUGCAAGCUCUUCGUAAGUUAUGGAGCAUGCGGAGUUCAUUGAAUCUUCUAGGAACUACUUUGGAUGUAGCAACUGGGGAAUGGAUAGAAUAUUCAUCUGGUAUUGGGGCUGGGGUUGAUUCAUUCUAUGAGUAUCUAAUCAAAGCCCACAUUCUUUUCGGAAGAGAUGAGUUUUGGAGAAUGUUUCAGUCUGCUUAUCUUGCUGUUCAGAAGUAUUUCAGACAUGGCCCAUGGUAUCAUGAAGCUGAUAUGAGGACAGGAAAAGCAACUUAUUGGCAGCUCACAAGCCUUCAAGCUUUUUGGCCUGGUCUACAGGUUCUUGUUGGGGAUAUUGCAGCUGCUAAUUCAUCACACCGUGAAUUUGUUUAUUUAUGGGAGAAGUUUGGAGUAUUACCUGAAAGGUAUUUGCUGGAUCAUCAAAUGUUGCAUCCAACAGAGAAAUAUUAUCCUUUGCGCCCUGAAUUAGCAGAGUCCACAUUUUACCUAUAUCAAGCGACCAAAGAUCCGUGGUACAUCGAAGUGGGUGAAUCAAUUGUUGAUUCUCUUAAUUUAUACACCAAAGUUGAAGGCGGGUUUGCAAGCAUUAAAGAUGUGACUACUAUGGAUUUAGAAGAUCAUCAGCAUAGUUUCUUCCUCGCUGAAAUGUGCAAGUAUCUGUAUCUUCUUUUUGAUGAUUCAUUCUUGGUUGACCGGAAUUAUAUUUUCACGACUGAAGGCCACCCUCUUCCAGUAAUGAGUUCUUGGCAUGAAAGGAUUCCAACCUACAUCCAGAGUAACGGGACUUCUGUCAAGAGUGAAAAUCUGGCAAAACGAGCUCAUGCAAUGUCUUUGCGAGUCUGUCCAGCAACUACUUUGAACUCUGGACAUAGCAGUCAACGGAUUGAGAGUGCUUGCCAUAUCCAUGAUGCUCGUGGUGACCACAGGUGUUCGACUGAUGAUGAUUGUGGUGUUGAUUCGACCACUUGUAGGCAAAGAUCGUGCAGCAUGGCUGGCUACUGUGGCCUGUGGUUCUUCGUAUGAAAUCCACUACAACCUGAAAUUGAUUCUGGGACAAAGAAAUAAAACCAGAAAGACUACGGGCCAAGAUAAUUGAUCUUGCAACUUUGGCGUAUGGUUGUUCACAUGGGACCCGCGACAAGUGAGAUAUUUUUGGGACAAAGAAAUAAAUGCAGAUCCAGUGGGUAUAAGGAAGCCUGCUUGCAAAGAUUUAGUCUUGCAGGUAUGUAAUCUUACACCAUUCUGAUUAAAUAUAAAAAAUAGAGAGAGUGUUGAUAUUUGCUGCAAAUGUCUUGUAAUUUAGUAGUAAAAUUUUUCGUACCUCAAUUUUGGAUUAAUAGCAUGCAGACCAGAGUAUUCCCAGUAUGCUGAGAUGGUCACGCAUGACAAAUUCUCAAGUUUCUGCUUAAAAUACUAAAGAUCAAAAUAACAGAUUGAAAGUGAGAAUUAAACAUGAAUCAGUUUGUGAGGGAUUCAUGUUUCUUCAUGUUUGAUUCUUUUUCCCCGCUAUGGUGGAUAAAAACUAUGCUUAUGCAUGCAAUAUAUUAUAUAUAUAUUGUUAAGAAUUUAAAAAAUUCGAAUAUACUUUGGAUUCUUUGGGGUAUGUAUCAUAAUGUAAUCUUUGGGGUAUGUAUUUAUCAUAAUGUAACAAUGUAUCAGAUGCCUAAACAAUGUUGACUUUCUUAUUGUGCAA
This is a messenger RNA of Cornus florida, 2558 nucleotides long. Its product is annotated as alpha-mannosidase I MNS5. The coding region runs from base 158 to 1888 and encodes 576 amino acids. Gene Ontology annotation, biological process: mannose trimming involved in glycoprotein ERAD pathway; carbohydrate metabolic process; endoplasmic reticulum mannose trimming. The record is from RefSeq and is a predicted model, not a curated record. The transcript has 15 exons. Gene Ontology annotation, cellular component: endoplasmic reticulum; membrane. Gene Ontology annotation, molecular function: calcium ion binding; mannosyl-oligosaccharide 1,2-alpha-mannosidase activity. NCBI's taxonomy places the organism in Eukaryota, Viridiplantae, Streptophyta, Magnoliopsida, Cornales, Cornaceae.